GCAGCUGGCCAGUCCCCCACUUCUCUCUUCGAACAGGUAGAAUGCAAAAAUGGGUGUUUUUCGGUCUGGAUAAAGAUCUUGACUUUCCUCUCUCUCUCUCCUGAAAUAUUUUAGUGGCUUUGAUUCGCUUCAUAUAAGGACGGUUGUUCUCCAUCGCUCUCUUCUUUUUUGCCCUUUCUUUCUUUUUCUUUUCCUAUGUCGAGCAGUCGAGGGGCCACAUGAAGCUUUUAUUAGGGUUUUAAUUUAUGGAAUCUCUCUCUGAUCGUCUUUUUCAUUGAUCACUGUCCUACCUCUCUCUCUCUCUCUCCAUCUGCACUUUUCUGGACGAAGGUUGUUUUUCAUCUUCUUACGGUUUUAUGAUUUUCGACCGAGAGUGGAUUGGUCGAAGCUUUUUCUUUUCUUUUUUUUUUUCCCCUGAGAUUAUUCUCUGCAUAAGCUUGUUUUCGCUCUUGCUCGUCUGCAAUCGCAUGUUCUGCUGAUGAAAGCGGGUUCCUGUCCUAGUCUUUCUUGCGAAUGGCUGAGAGCAGAAGAUAUGCCUCAAAUCAACAAUUAGACAUUACACAAAUAUUGUUAGAAGCACAACACCGUUGGCUCCGGCCAAAUGAAGUUUAUGAAAUCCUUCGCAACUAUCAAAAGUUCCACUUAACACCAGAUCCGCCUUAUAAGCCUCCAGGUGGUUCCUUGUUCUUGUUUGAUCGAAAAGCACUUCGGUAUUUCCGCAAGGAUGGCCACAACUGGAGAAAGAAGAAAGAUGGAAAGACUGUACGUGAAGCUCAUGAAAAAUUGAAGGCUGGGAGUGUGGAUGUUCUUCACUGUUACUAUGCCCAUGGUGAGGAUAAUGAGAACUUCCAGAGACGGAGUUAUUGGAUGCUUGAUGGGCAGUUAGAGCACAUUGUUCUGGUGCACUACAGAGAGGUUAAAGAGGGGAACAGAUCUGGCAUCUCUCGCUUGUUAAGUGCAGAUCAAACACAAACUGAAAAUGCUCAGAUCAGUUCAGCACCUUCCACUGCACAGACAACCUCUCCUGUUAUCACAGUUCAGGCAUCCUAUGCAUCAAGCCCAAGUACGGCAGACUGGAGUGGACAGACUCCAUCUUCUGAAUUUGAGGAUGUGGAGUCUGGGGAUGACCUAGGAACCUCUACUCUUUCUGAAACCAUCCCUUGUUCCACAUUCCAGAAUGUUUCAGCACAUGACACAUCAGGAUUUUCCGAGUUAUCGAGCAAUUAUCCAUGCUAUGCUGGAGCUAGUUUUGGCCAUGAUGCUAGCCCAUCUAUGUGGCCUGACAUUCACAACUCAAGCAGAAAUUUUACUAGCAUGCAUGGACAGAAGAUUUAUUUUGAUCAGUCCAAUGGUGCUGAUAUUAUUACUCAAAAGCUUAUAGAUGCUAAGUUGGAUCCCUAUAGCAUGGCCAGAGAUAGCCUUUUUCCUGAUGGGCACAUCCAAAUUGGGGAAGUUCCAAGGAUAUCUCAGGUGGAACAAGGGAAUGAUCUCCAACUAUUACAUCCUCAGUUUCAGAGUAACUCUGGGUCUCAUAUAAUGGUUGCUGGUAAUAACCAAUUCUUAGCAUUUCAAAAUGAUGCUCCAGCAGUUGGUCCAUAUAAUGAAGAAUUAGGAGAGCUAAAGAAACUUGACAGCUUUGGAAGAUGGAUGAAUAAAGAAAUUGGUGGGGACUGUGAUGAUUCCUUGAUGGCAUCAGACUCUGGUAAUUACUGGAAUACUCUUGAUACUCAGAAUGGAGACAAGGAAGUAUCAAGUUUCUCACGCCAUAUUCAAUUGGACAUUGAUUCACUUGGUCCUUUCCUUUCCCAAGAACAGCUGUUCAGCAUUCACGAUUUUUCACCAGAUUGGGCUUAUUCUGGGAUUGAGACAAAGGUUCUGAUAUCAGGUACAUUCCUGAGUGACGCAAAGCACUUUACAAGUACAAAAUGGUGCUGCAUGUUUGGUGAUGUUGAGGUUUCUGCUGAAGUUUUGACAGAUAAUGUCCUUCGAUGUCAAGCACCACCACAUGCUCCUGGACGUGUUCCAUUUUAUAUCACCUGCAGUAAUAGAUUGGCCUGCAGUGAAGUACGGGAAUUUGAAUAUCGUGAAAAGCCAUUAGAUGUUUCAGUAGCUAUCAGAAGUGAUCCAGAAGAUGAGAUGCGUCUUCAAAUACGUUUUGCAAAAAUGCUAUAUCUGGGAUUAGAGAGAAAAUGGUUGGAUUGCUCUGUUGAUAACUGUGAUAAAUGUAGACUGAAGAAAGAUAUAUAUUCAAUGAGGACUGAUGAUGAGAAGGAAUGGGGGCAGAUUGAGAAGGCUUCACUGUCUUUUGAUGGAAAUCAUGAAAAUCCUAGAGAUGUGUUGAUCCAGAAGUUGUUGAAGGACAGAUUGUAUGAAUGGCUAGUCUGCAAAGUUCAUGAAGGUGGCAAAGGGCCACAUAUUUUGGAUGAUGACGGCCAAGGGGUCAUUCAUCUUGCGGCUGCUCUUGGUUAUGAGUGGGCCAUGGGUCCCAUAGUUGCUGCUGGUGUAAGUCCUAGUUUUAGAGAUGCACAUGGAAGGACAGGACUUCAUUGGGCAGCAUACUUUGGGAGGGAGGAAGCUGUUGUCAAACUUGUAAGAUUGGGAGCAGCUCCAGGUGCAGUGGAUGACCCAACUCCAAAAUAUCCUGGAGGGCGAACAGCUGCUGAUUUGGCAUCAAGUAGAGGGCACAAGGGAAUCGCUGGAUAUUUAGCUGAAGCAGAUUUGACUAGCCACCUUUCUUUGUUGACUCUUAGGGAAAGUGUUAUGGACAGUGUCGCUGCCACUAUUGCAGCAGAAAAGGCCAUUGAGACAGCGAAGGAGCAGAGUGUGGUUCCUCUAGAUGGAAGCAGGGAGGAACAGUGUUCCCUGAAAGGAUCACUUGCUGCUGUUAGGAAAUCAGCUCAAGCAGCUGCUCUCAUUCAAGCUGCAUUCCGUGCCAGAUCAUUCAAACAGAGGCAGUUAACCAAGAGUAAUGAAAAUUCUGAGAUUCCAACUGAUCUAGUUGCCCUUUCCUCCUUGAAAAACAAGCCCCAAAAGAUCGGCCAUUAUAGUGAUUAUUUGCAUUCUGCGGCUGUAAAAAUCCAGCAAAAAUAUCGUGGUUGGAAGGGGCGUAAAGAGUAUUUAAAGAUACGCAACAGAAUUGUAAAAAUUCAGGCACAUGUUAGGGGACAUCAAGUGCGGAAGCAGUACAAAAAGGUUAUAUGGUCUGUCAGUAUUGUGGAAAAGGCUAUAUUACGGUGGAGGCGAAAAGGAACUGGACUGCGCGGGUUCCGCGCUGAAAAAGCAAUUGGAAAUGUAGAAACUGACCUCGGGAAGUCUGAUGAGUAUGAGUUUCUCCGCCUUGGUCGGAAACAGAAAGUUGCGGGGGUGGAGAAAGCUCUUGCAAGAGUUCAAUCUAUGGUUCGUUACCCGGAGGCUCGUGAUCAGUAUAUGAGACUGGUCACAAAAUCUCAAAACUUAGAGAUGAGAGAUAAAGGGAGCAGCACGUCAAACCAAGUUCAAACUUCAGAAAAGAGUACAAAUGAGGAUUUACUUGCACAUAUGACGGAUUAAAUGUUGACAGCCAACCAAAUUAGCGUAGAUAUUUUCCCAGCAAACUAAAAUUCCAGGCUAUUCAACCGACGCCUCUCUCAGUUCGAUUGUAAGUAUUGUACAUGUAUGACAGAUGACGUGCGAUUUUCCUUGUAAGAGAACGGGUUGUUGGAAAUGAACGACUCAAUGACUGCAGAGACAACCAGAUAGGCGCUAUAAAUUGUUGUACGGUUGUACCAACUACUAAGUUAUGUAUCUCGCCCAUGUCUUGGGCAUUUUAUUUUAUACACUUUGACGAGAUAGAGCUGUAGUUAGUUGCUUUAGUGAUAAUGCGAUGCUCUCCUGUAACCAGUAAAGCUUAACCAUAUAGCAAUUUGAAAGAAAAUUCGUCUUUCUUUUCUGGUUAACAAAUGAUGGAUGCAUCACGGGAAUUGUAGAAUAUAUUAUAUAUUCCUUGUGUUAAAUAGUAAGAGAUCUGGUUCUGGUAGACAA
Molecule: messenger RNA, 4020 nt
Organism: Nelumbo nucifera (sacred lotus)
Lineage: Eukaryota; Viridiplantae; Streptophyta; Magnoliopsida; Proteales; Nelumbonaceae
Product: calmodulin-binding transcription activator 2-like
Biological process (GO): regulation of transcription by RNA polymerase II
Cellular component (GO): nucleus
Molecular function (GO): double-stranded DNA binding; protein binding; transcription coregulator activity
Source: RefSeq, a predicted model, not a curated record